Messenger RNA from Plasmodium inui San Antonio 1, 155 nucleotides. RefSeq lists its product as hypothetical. The record is from RefSeq and is a predicted model, not a curated record. The transcript has a single exon. NCBI's taxonomy places the organism in Eukaryota, Apicomplexa, Aconoidasida, Haemosporida, Plasmodiidae. The annotation marks the transcript as partial.
GCUCUGCUAAUUCAUACCCGUUAUUAACACGCAUUCUCAAUAACAUAUACAAAACUCCAGUCAGUAAUAAUAGUACGUUCUAUCUUGAUUUGAACGCCUCCCGUGGCCCAGAACAAUUCGUCGAUAGAUCUAUAACAAGUAGACUUGUAUCAUAA